AUGGCACACUUUUGCUGGCUCCUCAAAUUCGCCUUUCUGCUGCUGAUGAUGUCCGGUUGUUGGACACGUCCCGCUCCCGCUCCUUUGCCUGGCAGUCGACAGAGUGAACUCAUCGCAGGCAACGAGUUCCUCAAGCUCUUCCUAGACCACGAUGACCAGCAGCGAAGUCUGCACAGCAGUGAACAGGACUUUGAGGGCAGAGCAGAGUCCACCGCCUCAACAUCGCCGAAUCCUCAUACCCGCCAGCGAAUGGCCACGGGCAGGAGUUUGGAUGGCAGCAGGAAUCGCUACAGGAAUUCCCUUAGUUCCGGCAACAAUCCCGCUGUAGAGGAUUCAGACUCCAAGCAGGUGGUCAAGUUGGUGACCUCAGGCAGUAAGAUAGUAUUCCUCGAAGAUGCUCCAAAUUCAGGUAGCAAGUCGGGGAAGUCCUCUUCCAGCGAUGAGGUGAAAGUGGUGGCCGUGAGUGUGAGCUCCUCUAGCAAGAGAGGCCCUUCAAAGGGCAGGGAAGCCCAGGGAAGUCCCACAGGAAGUGGCUCUGAUUUUGUAAAUCGCUCGCACAAAAGUGAACUUUCCAUUGAGGAAACGGAGCCCCGAUUGGCUGGGGAUUCCAUGGAUGCUGAAGGGGAUUCCCUGAACAGUGCCUCUAAUAUACAGAAUGUGUUGGCAGCUCCUUUGCUAGCGGCCUCAGCCUCCUCAAUGCAUUCGUUUUUGAAGAACCAGACAGAGGAGGCAACGGGAACGGGAGCUGGAACUGGGGCAGGAGCAGGUUUGCCCUUUCAAACAGUAAUUUAUCAUGACACCAAGCAGGGCAGAGGACCCCAGUCUCGGUCCAUAUCCUAUAGCUCCAUCAGCCAGAAUGUAGAUGAUUUGCAAGCCUGGCAGCAGUCGAGGAGCGGCAUCCUGGCCGAGGCCCAGAGGAAUGUGAGUGAGAGCCUGAAACAUGGACAUGGCUCGGAGCCAGCCAAGUUCUACUCGGUUCCUUCGAAAAUGUACAGUGUGCCGAGUAAGUUUUAUUCAGAACCAGCCAAGGUUUACUCCGAGCCAGCCAAAAUGUAUGGUCAGCCCGAGAAGGUAUACUCGGAGCCCUCGAAGGUAUAUGGACAGCCCUCGAAAUUUUACUCGGAACCAGCCAAGGUUUACGGACAACCCUCGAAGGUCUAUGGAGAACCCGCCAAGACUUACUGGCCACAAACAGUGACCAGCACUGCAGCCACCCCAGCGGGAAGUACUUCUCAUCCCAGCCCGAUAUCUGGGAGUAGCACCAGCACGGAGCAGCCGGUGGUUCCCACAACGUUUUUGCCGCCCAGAUCUAGACCACGACCAGCGAUUGUCUCGCGCAUCGCUUUCGGCGAGGCCCAGAGCACAACAGCAACAACGCCAACAGCAGCCACAACAUCUGCCACAGCAGCAACUACAACGGCAGCAGCAGUGGUCAGCAGGGUCACCACACUAAAGCCUCCUAGCAGCAGCAGCAGCAUAAGGCCCACCACUUGGCAGCAUCAUUAUCACAGCUACCAGCAGCAGCAGCAGCAGCAUCAAUCGCAGCAGCAGCAACAUCCGCCACAAGCUCAUCCAACGCGGCGCGUACUCUUCAAUUUGGAUAAAUUGCCUUAUGAUUUAUUGAAUGCACCGCAGCCGCAUCUAUUGGAGCCAAUUUCAUCGAAGCCAGGUCCAAACUACCAGCAACAGCCACAGCAGCCACGUCCCUGCUGGGAGCAACGUCAGCAUUCAUCACUGCCGCAUCAACAUUCUAAUCAAAAUGCCAAAGGAUUGCCCAACAGAGAUCUAGUCAAGUGUGUUGCCAAAUUCGCACACCAACAUGGAGCAGCUACGGCAUCGGCAUCCACGGCUCCGCCAUCAUCAUCUCCAUCGUCGGGGUCAGGCAGCAGCGGCGGCGGCGGAGGCUAUUCAUACAGCUCUAGCUCCAGCAGUAGCUCCUCCUCCUCAUCCUCAUCCUCCUCAGCCGUGGCAUCUGGAGCCCACUCCGCCCACUCCCCAUCCUCAUCUAGGGCGCAGCACCAUCAACACUUUACCACCGAGCGCCCCGAGCUCUAUACUCCGACCUCGGAGCAGAAUUACGAAAUCGAGGAGUCCGUUAGUGUUAUGACAAACGGACGGGCCCAUGGAGUACAGGGAGGCGGUGGCAGCGGUGGCACUGCAGCAGUGGCCACUACGCCAGCUGGUCCAGCGACGACGAGCACCAUUCGUGGCAUCAACAGAGGACGUGGCUCGGUGGUUUACAAUGCAAAUGCCAACGAUUAUUCGGAUGAUGGCGGGGAUGGGGAUGGAAAUGGAGAGACCACAUCUGAGGGUGAUUCCUCGGGCGAGGAAGGGGCAGCUGGAGCACCCGAAGACGAGGACAAAGUGGCGUACGUGGUCGAGGGACGUAACUAUCGCAAGUACCGAGUGGAGGAGAAGACCGACGACGGCUUCAUUGUCGGCGAGUAUGGAGUAGUGGACCAUAACGAUGGGAACCUCUGGGGAGUGCGUUAUACCGCUGACUCCACCAUCAAUCGCAGUCUGAUUCAGAAGGCGUUGCUCACGUUUCUCAAGCUCAAAUAGGGGGGGCCAUGGCGGUCACUCUGCACUCGAAGAAAUACAUUUUUUGAAACUUGGAAAAAAUGGCAGAAAAUAGAGCUUUAAUGGGUGAAGAUUUUCAUAUUUUUAUUGAUUUAAAAAGAUGUU
This is a messenger RNA of Drosophila kikkawai, 2685 nucleotides long. RefSeq lists its product as uncharacterized. Lineage: Eukaryota; Metazoa; Arthropoda; Insecta; Diptera; Drosophilidae. The record is from RefSeq and is a predicted model, not a curated record.